Coffea arabica (coffee) is the source of this 2280-nucleotide messenger RNA. NCBI's taxonomy places the organism in Eukaryota, Viridiplantae, Streptophyta, Magnoliopsida, Gentianales, Rubiaceae. The record is from RefSeq and is a predicted model, not a curated record.
AUGCUUAUAGAUGGAAAGCAAAAUACUGUCUGGUCAUCAAAUGCCUCUGUCCAGUCUAAUAGCACAAUAGCAGUGCUCCAAGAUGACGGGGAUUUCAUCCUUAAAGAUAAUGUUUCAGGGGAAACUCUAUGGGAAAGUUUUUAUUAUCCUACUGAUACAAUUUUAGCAGGCAUGCAGAUAGGAUUCAACAGCAGAACUGGACGGGAAAGCUUUUUGACAGCCUGGAAAAAUGAGAAUGAUCCGGCACCUGGAAACUUUGUUUAUGGACUCACAGACGAAAGACCAGCACAGUCUGUGGCAUGGAAUGGUACAAAACCACACUGGAGAUCAGGUCCAUGGAAUGGAUGGAAGUUCACUGGUAUACAAGACAUCGCCGAGGGGUAUUCAAAUGGAAUAUUUGUGACACCAAAUAAUCAGAUGGGAGCUGCAUCCAUGACUUUCAACAACUUUGACAAUUCUGAUGUUUCAAUUGGUGUAAUUUCAACGACAGGUAUGGUAGAGGUAUGGUACAAGGAAAGAGAGCAAAAUAAAUGGAACUUUAAAUUGGCAGCACCUCUGGAUCCAUGUGAUGCAUACGGAACUUGUGGACCCUUCAGUGUUUGUAGCAGGAACCACGCUCCAACUUGUGAGUGCCCGAAAGGGUUCUUGCCUAGGUCAAAUGAGGAAUGGAGUAAGGGAAAUUGGACAAGUGGAUGUGUAAGGCGUACAGAGUUGAUGUGCAAUGAAAACAGAAGCAACUUAAGCUUCAAUGCAUCUAAACUGGAUGGCUUCUGGAAGGUCGGUCAGAUGAAAUUACCAGAUCAUUAUGUGUAUUUGUAUGAUAAGACUGACCAAGGGGGGUGUAGCCAAUGGUGCCUGAGCAACUGCUCUUGUCUGGCAUAUGCAUAUCCAGAUGGUAUAGGGUGUCUGGUUUGGGUAACAGAUCUUAUCGACAUGCAGCAACUCGUGAAGUCUGGGGAGGAUCUAUACCUCCGCCUUGCUAAUUCAGACCUAGGAGUAAAAAGUAGACAGACAGCAAUCAUCGUCAGCUUCGUAUCCAUAUCGGUUGGUUUCCUCUUGGGUGUGUUAAUAUGUUGUGUCCGCAGAUGGAAAGCUAACAGAAGAGACAGACAUCUCAGGGAACAAAGGUCAGAGACAAGAAAAUGGUUCACAAUAAAGAGCAUCAGAAAAAGAGGCAAAGUAAAGGGUCACUUGGCUGACAAAAAGGGCACUUUGAUUGAUACUUCACAGGACAAUAUCCAAGAAAAUCCUGCAUCAUCAAAGGGGUCAUCAGAGCUUCCAAUAGUUGAUUUCAAUAGGAUAAAGAUCGCUACCAACAACUUCAGCGAAGCUAACAAGCUUGGUGAAGGAGGAUUUGGCACAGUUUACAAGGGGAGCUUAGAAGAUGGACAGCAAAUAGCUGUGAAAAGGCUUUCGAGUCACUCAGGACAGGGCAUGGAGGAGUUCAAGAAUGAAGUUAUAUUGAUAUCUAAACUUCAGCAUAGAAAUCUUGUAAGGCUGUUGGGCUGCUGCAUUCAAGGAGAAGAGAAAAUAGUAAUUCUUGAGUACAUGAAAAACAAAAGCUUGGACACUUUCCUGUUCGAUCGAACAAAAAGGCUGGAGCUAGAUUGGGCCAAACGCUUCAGCAUCAUUCAGGGGAUUGCCAGAGGGCUUCUCUAUCUCCAUCGAGAUUCUUGUUUAAGAAUUAUUCACAGAGAUAUGAAGGCCAGCAACAUUCUCUUGGACGAUGAGAUGAAUCCGAAAAUCUCAGACUUUGGACUGGCGCGAACUUUCCGUGUCACACAGGAAUUAGCCAACACUGGCAGGGUUGUGGGAACUUUCGGAUAUAUGUCUCCUGAAUAUGCCAUGAGUGGGCAAUUUUCGGAAAAAUCUGAUGUUUAUAGCUUUGGAGUUCUGCUGCUAGAGAUUGUCAGCAGCAAGAAGAACACGGGGUUCGGUUAUCACGAAAAAUAUUUAAACCUUCUUGGUCGUGCAUGGCAAUUGUGGAACGAGUGCAAAGCUCCAGAGUUGCUGGAUCAAUCACUGGCAGAUUCUUGCACCCCAACAAAGGUAAAGAGAUGCAUUCAAAUCGGGCUUCUUUGUGUUCAAGACCAUGCUGCAGAUCGGCCUACAAUGUCGAAUGUAGUUCUCAUGCUAAGCAGUUCUGAGGAACUUCCUCAACCAAGACAACCUACAUUUACGUUUCAAAACUUGCAAGAAUCCGAUCGUUUUCAAUCAGCCAUUCGCUUAUGCAACGGUUCCAUAAACGAAAUCAGUAUUUCAAUGGUUCAAGGACGAUGA